CCCCGCCGUCGGUGCCAUGAAGCGGGCGCACCCCGAGUACAGCUCGUCGGACAGCGAGGAGCUGGAUGAGGCCGUCGAGGUGGAGAAGGAGAGCGCGGACGAGAAUGGGAACCUCAGCUCGGCCGCGGGCUCCAUGUCUCCCUCCACCACCUCGCAGAUCCUGGCCAGGAAGAGGCGCCGAGGGAUCAUCGAGAAGCGCCGCCGCGACCGCAUCAACAACAGCCUGUCCGAGCUGAGGAGGCUGGUGCCCAGCGCCUUUGAGAAGCAGGGAUCAGCCAAGCUGGAAAAAGCAGAGAUUCUGCAGAUGACUGUCGAUCACCUGAAAAUGCUGCAUACAGCAGGAGGGAAAGGUUAUUUUGAUGCUCACGCUUUGGCUAUGGACUACCGGAGUCUCGGGUUUCGAGAGUGCCUGGCUGAGGUUGCUCGAUACCUGAGUAUCAUAGAGGGUCUGGAUGCCUCUGACCCCCUGCGGGUGCGGCUCGUGUCGCAUCUCAACAACUACGCCUCGCAGCGGGAGGCGGCGAGCAGUGCGCACGCCGGCAUCGGACACAUUCCUUGGGGCAGCGCCUUUGGACAUCACCCUCACAUACCUCACCCCUUGCUGCUGGCUCAAAACGGGCACGGUAACACCAGUACUACAGCAUCUCCCACAGAACCGCAUCACCAGACCAGAAUUGCUGCCCCACAUGCUGAAACUCCCUCACUCAGAGUGCCCCCAAAUGGCAGCGUCGGACCAGUGCUCCCGGUGGUCACGUCUACCACCAAACUGUCUCCUCCUCUUCUCUCCUCCAUGGCAUCUUUGUCUGCGUUCCCCUUCUCGUUUGGCUCCUUUCAUCUGCUGUCCCCCAACGUGCUGAGCCCAUCGACACCAACGCAGUCAGCGGUGCUCAGCAAACCCUACAGACCCUGGGGCACUGAGAUUGGCGCCUUCUGAGAGCUGACUCUUGAGCAAGGGUGGGCAAGCCUAUAGACCUAGCUGAGCUGGGUUAUGCCACCCUUACAGUUGAAGUUCUUAGUAACUGGGACAAAGGUACAGCUUCACCUUAACUGAGUUUGUCUAAAAAGUGUCUCAUUGGAUUUUUCUUUUUGUUUUCUACAUUUUUGUAUUAACAGGUUGUUUGUUUGGUUUUUUUUUUUUUUGAUAGUUGCUGAAGUUGUCCAAAAAUAAAAUUACAAUAGUGGUUUGUUAACACUUGUGUUAGAUCUCUGCUGAGCAUUUAAGUCACUUUUGUAAGCAGUUUGUUUCAAAUGUUUCAUUUUUCCUGAGUACAUCAGACUGGCUUUUUAUGAAGAGAUACCACCUAUUAUUGUUAGCGAUGACUUAGUUUUGUUACUAAUUUUUCCAAGACCAUUCUUCUCAGAAUUUACAAGCUGUGUUUUUGUUAGUAUUUUGACACUGAGAUGUUCUAUAAAGAAUUACUCUUUUUGUAAACUAUA
Molecule: messenger RNA, 1437 nt
Organism: Melospiza georgiana
Lineage: Eukaryota; Metazoa; Chordata; Aves; Passeriformes; Passerellidae
Gene: HEY1
Product: hes related family bHLH transcription factor with YRPW motif 1
Exons: 5
Coding region: 17-934 (305 amino acids)
Biological process (GO): regulation of transcription by RNA polymerase II; anterior/posterior pattern specification; regulation of neurogenesis
Cellular component (GO): nucleus
Molecular function (GO): DNA-binding transcription factor activity, RNA polymerase II-specific; RNA polymerase II cis-regulatory region sequence-specific DNA binding; protein dimerization activity
Source: RefSeq, a predicted model, not a curated record